Lymnaea stagnalis (great pond snail) is the source of this 32475-nucleotide messenger RNA. The record is from the annotation of a GenBank genome assembly. NCBI's taxonomy places the organism in Eukaryota, Metazoa, Mollusca, Gastropoda, Lymnaeidae.
AUAGCAAAGAUGGCUGACUUGGACAGAGAAGCCAAGUCAACUGUGAAUCAAUUGCGUUCAGCAGACAGUCGAACAUCUAGGUUUGGGUUUUUUGUUUAAAAUUAAUACAUAAUAGGUUCUUAAAAUAAACUGAAUGAAAUUUGGAAAAAAACAGUUGUCACUGCAAUAACUUUAAUGAUAAUGUUAUGCAACUUUUAUUUUCAGUAUUAAUUAAUUAUUAAUAUUUAUAUAAUAUUAUCCCUAAUUAUUAAUGAUUACUAAGUAGUAAAGUGAUAAGUAAAGUAAGUACUAAAUAAGUCGUAUUGAAAUUUCUAAUUUUAAUUUUUUUUAAAUCCAGAUCAUUCAAUUUUAAAUAAAUUAUAACUUAUCUAGCUAUGAAAUAUGCAUUACUCAUUAUACAACAUUAGGUAAAUUUUGACUAUGAUUACCACUAUUUUCUCAAUGGCCGCCAUCUUGGUUAACACGUAAGGUGAAGUCAUCUAUCCCUAUGCCUAACCUGAAACCCUAAAUCGAUCCCCAUGCCUAACCUGAAACCCUAAAUCAAUCCCUAUGCCUAACCUGAACCCUAAAUCGAUCCUUAAAAUAAUUUAGUAAAAAUAAACAAAGGGAAGUCACUCCCUGGAAAAUAAGUCAUGGCAAUCGUAACUAGGAUUAGCCCAACAUUAGAUACGACAUGGACCAUGACCAUGGAUGUUUUGUUUACCAAGUAUAGAAUUAUUUUUUAUAUUUGUAGUAAAUAUUACAUUAAGAUAACAAUUAUCUAUAUAAAGCAAGCCUGCACAACUCAAAAUGUAAGGCGGGCCGUAAUACUUUAUAAAAAACUUUUGCGGGCCGAAAGAAAAUAAGACAGGACUUGUGUGGCCAAAACAAAAUAGGACAGGGGGGAAAGCUAUUAAGAAAAUAAUAAGAAUAAAGACUUUGCGGAACACAAAGGGGGUGAUGGGGGGGCCGCAUGCGACCCCCGGGCUGUAUAUUGUGCAGGCCAGACAUAAAGCAUUGUAAGGCAAGGCGUACCUUAAAAAUAACAUUGGUUUUGGACUAGUUAUUUUGAACAACUUUUGCACAUGUCUAAUUAACCCUCGAACUGUGGCAUGCAUCAUUCUGUGGUGUGGAGCUUUACAGAGCUUUUUGAGUGCCUUUUGAAAUUGCAUUAAAUGACAUAGAAAUAUUGAUGGAAGACCCCAAUAAUGAUAUGUUUUUAGAAAGGUAAAUGGAUGGGGAUAAAGUUGGCUAUAUUGCCCACCCCGUAAAAAAAAUUGUGUUCAAUGUCCUUGACCUUGGAAUGCUCAAGAAAAUAAAAAUCGACAAAAUGUCUUGCUUUCAAAUGCUCAUAACAUCAUUAAUUUUUAAUGAUACACUUAAAACAUAAUCUAAAUGUUGUAGCCAAUUCAUUUAUUUAUCAGAAAAUGUAUAGUUUGCUAAGGUUUUGAUUACAAUUAAACCUCCGAAAGCAAUUUUAGUAAUUUUAGGUCAUUUAUGUAAGAAACUGGGACCACAGCUAAAACCAAGUACAAAAUACGAAAUCUCAGGUAAAAUAGUUUUUAUUGACUAGUAAACAUUUAAAAAGGAACUGUGGAACGGAUUUGGGUUGUUUAACUAUAAAAUUUAUUAGUUCUGAUCUAUAAUCUGUAGCUUCUGUGACUAAAAUUCAGUCAGUCCUUACCCAACCUCCGUGCCUGGCUCGGAGUCUCACAGUAGCCUCAGUAGGCCUACUUCAGUAUCACUAAGACUAGUAUCAGAUUCACGAAAAGAAGAAUCUGAAGUGAGAUGUCAUGGAGAAUGUAAAAAUCAUCAUCAGUAUCACUUAAAUCCUCUCCUAAAAGCUUUCAAAAAUAUUUAUAUUAGUUCUCGUACUGAAGGCGCUCGCAGUAAGGGGCAAGGUGGGGCACUCCCCCCCCCCGGAUUGAUUGGACAAAAAUUUUUUAGACAAAAAUAGACAAAAAAUGUAUUAAAGUAAAGAGAAAAUAAAGAGAAAGUAACUAAAUAAAGAGAAAGUAACUAAGCUGAUGUCCUGUCCGUUCGUUCACCAUACCAAUACGCUGCAGUAAAUUAAAACUACAUUUAAAACAUUACUAAAAAAUUUUUACCCCCCCCCCCCCAGGAAAGUUAAUUGAUUUUUUUUGCCCCCCCCCACCCCUAGAAAGUUUUCUGCGGGCGCCCAUGCCCCGGCCAUAGCAUCCGCCAUUUUAGCUUUAAAAAAAAAACGGCGAUAUAAAAUUGCGAUUACAAAGUACUUAUUAUUAAGUUAUUAAGAAACAGCUUGACCCGGGAGUUGAUUUAAUUAUUAAUAAAAGGAAGUGGCUAUGAUUUUGGUUAAAUAUUCGAUUGGAAGUUGCUAUCGGACCGUGUUUUUUAUCGGCCGAUUUUUUCGGCCCCCACAGCACAGAACGAGAAUAUUGGCCAAUUUUGUCGGCCGCCCACAGUCUAAGGGUUAAAUAAAGCUUACUAUUUCUAUGACCAAGUACUUAUUAGUGUUUGCAUAAGGCACAUUCAUUCUAUUAUGAAUCAUGAAUGAAACUAUGAGAAUAAUACUAUAGACUAUAAGUAUAGCACAUGCAAGUGACUGUAAAUGGCUGCUCAUAACAAUGUUUUGCGCACUGCAAAUUAUGAUCAUUUAUCUACUGGGUUUUUAAACCUCAAAUUAAAAUAUUCUGGUUUAAAUCACUUCUAAGUUCAUUCUAAAACACAAGUUAUCAACUAUUUUGAUGUAAAUUAAAAAUACUAAAUGGUGGCAAUAAUUGAAUAUUUUCCAAGUAUUGGCAUCUUAUGCCAUUAAAAAGGGGGCGUGGUCAAAAUAGGGUGGAGAGACCUAAUGAUAAUGCAGGUUACUGGGACUAUCAAAAAAGGCUAAACAGUACUUUGUAAUGCAGGUCAAGAUGUCCCUUAUUCAGAACAUUUGAAAGAAUACCACAAUUUUAUGACAAAAUAGUCCUUUCAUUAUUAAAAAUGCACCAACUUCCAAAAAUUAAAAAUUUGUAUUAUCCUUUGCUGACUCCCAUUUCGCAUAGAAAGUUUGAAGUAGUGUCCCAUGCUUUACAGAUAAUCCUAUUUAUACUUAAUUAGAGGCAAAAAUCCUGGGUGGCCGAGCGGUCUAAACUGACUAAAUCCAAAUGCCAAGACAAGCAAAAACAUCCCACGCACCCAGGGUGGAUGGGACUCGUCCUUGGACAGCAACUCAUCUAUGAGAAAGCAAACUCUGAAUUCAAACCCUGAGCCAGAAGGAUCAAUAAAUUGAUCAUGAGCCCUCAAAUAUAGAUAUAGAGAGAUUACUUAAUGUAAUUUCAUGCAAUUGUUCAGGGAUUUAAUAAAAAAAAUGUUUUAAAUUUGGUAACUGGGGAAGGGAACAAUGUGGUUUGAUGAGGAUUUAAAUUGUCAUCCAAGACUAGGCUUUCCCACAAAUUUCAGCAUAGAAGACAAUAAUGGAAAAUUGGUCAAAAUUUUUUAAGGAAAUAAUAUACAUUAACCAGCAGACUCAGAUGGUCACAACAAUCACAGCAAAUUUAUGUGUCUCUCUUAAAAGAACUUUGUAAUGGGCUGUGGUUAAGAUUUCAGAGUUUUUGAAAAUAUUCAAAUAGUUAGUAUUGUGUAAUUUUUAAUAGUAUCCUUGAUCUGCCAAACUCUAAGCCUGAAAUUUUUUUGGGGCAUCCAUCUGAUAUUUUUCUUUAGGAAGAUAAGCUGGUUCCCCAGACAGCAAACCACCUCUCUCCCUGCAUUUGGUAAACCCAAGGGAACCUCAUGUGUGGAUGAUACAGCUUGGCAACAGUAGCAUUGCAGGAGUUUAAAUUCAGAGUUUUUCUUCUCUUAGAUGAGUUACCAUCCAAAUUUAAUGAUUCCUAUCCACCUGGAAUGCCACUGGUGUUGUUUUUGAUUGACUAAUAUUUUUCUGUGGAUUGAACUCCAGUCCAAAAGCUUGGAAUUGAUGCAGUUGUGACUGUGAAGCCAUCGAGUCUGAACUAUUAAAAUUAAUAUAAGCUAGCAGUUCUGAAUAGUAAAAUGAUGAUCAGAAAUUUAAAAUUAUGGGGACAUCCCAAAUGAUUGAGCAAUCUCUUGUUAUUUUUAUGCUUUGGUUUUUUUAUAAUUUGUCCCAAAUAAAAUGAUUCUUUAAUGAACUAAUAAAUCACUAUAAGGAAUAUAUAGAGAUUAUCUUUGAUUUGAUUGUACAGGUGUCGAUAUUAUAAAAAAAAGUUUAAAGUUGAUAAUUGUCCAGGUCAGUCCAAGAACAAUCUUUGAUAGUAUCUUUGACAAAUCUUUUUUUUCUUUCUAUUUAUAGGUUCAGUCAAAAGGCAAACUUAAAAUCAAACCGUCCCCAAAUACCAGACAAUGCAUGUCUCUUUAGCAAAAGUAAAUCAGAUCUUAUUAGUUAUGAGAACUUACUUGUCAACCAGUAUCUGAGUGAGUUGAGGUACCAGAGAGUAGAAAGUCAUUCAAAUAAAUUGCAGUAAGUUGUUCAGAUUGUAAAUAGGGUAUAAGCCAUGGCUCUAUCUGUAAUAAGGCCUAAAUGUAAACUAAACAAUUGUGCAUUUUCUAUUUUUAUUAAAUGCUUUUCAAAUAUUUUUAUUGAAAUAAUUCAACAUAAAACAAUUUAAUAGGCUACUUUAAUAGAAAAUAGUUUCCAAUAUUUAUUUUUGACAGUUUCUUGUUUAGCCAACAUUUUAAGAACAAUAGCUUACAUUUUUUUUAAAAUCAGCAUCAUCUGAAAAUUUAUCUCAGACAUUUAAUCUCUCCUACUGAUUUAACAACAACCAUCUUCAAACUUUUUCUCAUUUCAGAGCUCCUGUUUCACCUUAUCUUCAAAGACUACAUAGUUCACAAAUUCAACAUGGAAGAAGGAGGUACAGGCCUUCAUCAGCAACAGUUUGUCGACCUUGUUCUGCACAUGGAAAAGCAGAUGGUAGGCGUCCUGAUUUCAAUGCUUUGGAUCAGAAUAAUUCCAAAGCCAUUUGCUGCUGCUCUUGCAAAACAUUAGAGAAACCAAAGAUUGAUGCCAGAUUUAUUGCUGACCCAAAUUUGUGGGAUCCAGCUACACCAAGAGUGACCCGUUUUGCAAGGCCAUCCAGUGCCCCAGUAAAAAGGCUCAGGUAGGAUGAGCUAAUAACAUAAGAAUAAAACGAAAGUCUCAGAUAAAAUUGAGUGAAACAAUUUUUUUUUAAAAUAGUAUUAUCUAUUUACUCAUAAAGAAAAUUAUUUUAAAAUUCAUUCAUUUAAAAAAAAAAAAUAUAUAUAUAAAUCUGUUUUGUUAUUUUUUGUGAUGAACUAUACUUGUAUAAAGAAUUCAUGGUCAUGUGAUUGUUUUCCAGACCACCUUCAGGCAAUACUCAAAGGUUUAGGCCUUCAUCGGGUAAGAUGCACAUAAAACUUUAAGGAAUAAAAUCUAAAAUACCACUAAAAAAUGACAAAAUAUUCAGAUUUUGUAAAAGAGAAUGACUAAAAAAUAUUAACUUUCACAGGACACAAAUCAGUAUACAGAAUACAACCAACUGUAAUAAAAGUAUUAGCCUACAUUAAUGGAUCCAGAGAAAAAUGUGUCCAUUUAGCUGCAUCAACAGUUAAAAUUGUAAGUAUUAAGGUCUAUUUGAAGUCUACUGUGUUUAAACAUCAACAUUAAAAAAAUUCCCAGUAAAUUUAGUAAGGGUAAUCUUUAUUUUCAAUUUCUAUUUGCAGGGAAAUAUAGUGUGCAAUAAUUAUAAUUUUUUUGUAAAUGAUAGGAAUGAAAAUGUUGAUAACUAAUAUUUAUCACUGAUUGUGUCGGCUGUCAUCAAGCUAAAACUUCUCUAUGUAUCUAAAAUUCUAUAAAGCGCAAUGAUUCUAAUAUUUUUAAAUUCUUCAUUUCAAAGCUUUUAGAAGUAGCUACAGAAAAGCUUGGUCUACCAUUUGCUGCAAGAAGAAUUUUUCUUGAAAGUGGUGUGGAAGUCUUCAGAGCAGAAGAUAUUCCAGCAGAGAAUGAAAUUUAUAUUUCUAUGGGAGAACCAUACAAGAAUCCAUACCAAACAACUAAAAGUAAAUAUUUGAGAUUUUUUAAAAAGAGGAAUAGCAAGAUAUUAAAAACUAUUAAAAAAAUUAUAGAAUAUUAGUGAUGUAUCCUUGACUUAAAGAUAUUUUAGUCAUAGACAAUUUAAAAAUAUAUAAAUUUCCACAAUUAAAAACAUUAAACACUUAAAUGAAAUGACAUUUAAAGCAUUUCAGAACUAUUCUUCAUUUACCUUUUAGGCAAUUUUAACCUAAACAGCAUAAGUAUUUUUAAAUAUUUUUUAGGGACAAUGAUUGUACGAAACAGUUCUGUGUGGACCCUCUCUGGAAUAAUGCUAUCAGAGAAGGGAAGAAGAAAAGGAACUAGAAUAAAGAUGUCUAAACGUAUGCGGUAAGAUUGCAUUAAAAAACUUAACAGUUCUUAUUAAAAAGAAAUAUAUUAAAAUUUCUCUUUCCAGAACCUUAGGACAACUUGCCCCAUGCAUAAAUUCCUCUGAUUUAUUCCAAAUUAAACAUGGAAAAAAGCUAGAUUUCUUUCACCACUGUCUGGAUUAAGUUAACGGCCUGCUAAAAGUUUGGAAUGCAUGACAUUAAAUGAAAGACAGAUGAAAUAUUAACUGAAAAAAUCAGAUCUUCUAAUUUAACGUUUUGGUCAAAUAAAUUUAAAAUAUUCCUGUACAGUAACAAAACUUUGAGUCCAUUACUUAACCUGACAGUUGUGUGUACCUAACUUACUCUUGGAUUUUAUUUCUGAACUUAUGACAACACUCCUAGUUAUCAAAUAGUAAACAAUCAUUUAAUCAGUUUAAUUAAAACGCAUAUUGCUUACAUAUAUAUGCCAGGAAAAGGGUGAGGCAAAUGAGCCACUGAGACAGGGUGCCAAAGUAAGGGUGAGGCAAAUGAGCCACUGAGACAGGGUGCCAAAGUAAGGGUGAGGCAAAUGAGCCACUGAGACAGGGUGCCAAAGUGAUGCAAAAUGCUUAUUAGAAAUUAAAAAACAAGACAAAUAGGGGCAAAAAUACCUCUAAGCCUGUCUCUGAUCUAUUUAUUAUUCUGUUAUGUUGGUAACUAUAUAUUUUUAUAUCGCAUGAUACCUAUACUAGAGUUAUAUUAAUAAUUACUUAAAUUUAAUUAAAAUUAAUUAUUGUUGAGAAAAAACAGUUAUAAUAGAUCAACAUCAACUUUUUGGUCUCAUUUCUUAUAAAUUAAACAAUUUAUUGGCAUAAAUACUGUGGAUUUUUAAAAACAAUUAGUUCAACUUAUUCUGUCGUCUUGUGAUGAGGGCCAGGUAUCGAUUUUGUCUUUACUCGAUCUAUCGGCAGCUUUCGAUACGCUCGACCACGGCAUACUGCUCCAGCGUCUGCAACAAACAUUCGGUCUCACUGAUACCGUCCUGUGUUGGUUCCGAUCAUAUUUGACUAAUCGGGUGCAGUCAGUUAUUUCAAACGGCUUGACCUCGAAGAAAUCUAAUAUCGAAUUCGGAGUACCCCAGGGCUCGGUCCUAGGCCCGAUGCUUUUCACGAUGUACAUUCAGCCCCUGGGUGCAGAGAUCAGGCAGUUUGACAUGUUGUAUCACAUGUUUGCGGACGAUACACAACUUCAUCAAUCCGUGAUCCCUUCUCAGUUCCCUCAGCUGCACAGUGUGACACAGAAGACAAUGGAGUCGGUUAAGCACUGGAUGACCACAAACAAGCUCAAACUGAAUGAUGAUAAGACUGAGCUGCUCCCCAUCACGACCGCUCAGAAGCAAAAAUCUGCAAAUAACAUGACAUCCAUUACUCUCUCAGGUGUGCGUAUUGAGUUAGCUCAAACAGUGUAGUACCUGGGUGUCUACCUAGAUAGAAGACUAACUUUUCAAAGUCAUAUUAACAUGCUAUGCAAGGCGAUUUUUCUGGAGCUGCGCAGGAUUAGUCACAUCAGGCCCUUCCUAACAAUUGAUGCAACAAAGAGGCUGAUGUCUGCACUGUGCUAUCACGCAUGGACUAUUGCAAUGCUCUCAUGGUGGGUCUUCCAGCUAAGCUCCUGGAUAAAAUUCAAAUAGCACAGAAUAAUGCGGCUUGCAUCGUUCUCCGCAAAAGCAAAUUCGACCAUGCAAAAACACUUCUGAGAGAGCUGCACUGGCUGCCGGUGCGUGCUCGCAUAAAGUACAAAAUCGCAACUUUGUGCUACCGCUGCUUACAUGACCUAGCGCCGUCCUAUCUGAAAGAGCUGCUGAUGCCUUAUGUACCCACUAAGAGAGCUCCGCUCAUCCGAUAGUGGCAAACUCUCGACACCACGUGUUUGCCUUGAGACUUACGGAAAGCGCACUUUCGCAUUUGCUGUUCCAACAAUUUGGAACGCCCUUCCUGUCAAUCUCAGAAACAACCAGACACUGGAGUCCUUUAAAACCAAUUUAAAGACACACCUAUUUCGCAAACACCUUCUGGGAUGAUUGUCUACCUUAUUUUCCAGUUAAUGCAAAUGGCUGUGUUGCUUGGGGUUGAAAUGGCUAGAAAGACUUUGCCAUUGUAUGCUUGUAAUUAGUUUUUGUAGUGUUGCGUUUGUUUUGAAUAUGGUAAAUUAUAGAUUUGUAUUUUGUUGACUUUGUACCGUGCUUCGAGCCUUUGGGGAUGAAGAGUGUUUUUUAAAUGAACUUUAUUAUUAUUAUUAUUAUUAUUAAGAUGCAUAUAAGAGUUACCAAGACCAUUAUUAUUGAUUUAAGAAACCAUAUUUCAGUAUUUAAAGCACACAACCUUCAUUUACUGUGAAUUCCAGUGCAUUGGAGAGUGAUAAAAUAAGGAUUUCCUUGAUUUGGAACAAGUGCAAAGAAAGCUACAAAAUAACAAGUCAAUUGGGACUUGUUACUAUUUUGGACAUGGUCAUUCAAAACCUCAUAAAAAAUUGCACAAUCAAAGCAAUUAGACUACAAACAUUUGAUUUCAUCUAUAAUAGUCUAAAACAUUUAAAAGAAAAUGAUGAUAUUGUUGAACAUAUUGAAUAAAGAGACUCAAUGACCAGGGCAGGGGCUAGAAUGAUUUUCCAUAGCUUGAAGACAAUUUUAAAUCUACACUAAAUUCUUAGUUCAUCAAAAAGAAAUUGUUACAUUACACAGAACAAAUUACUGAGGCAACAUUGGAACAAAAUGUGUAAAUAUUUAUUUUUUUGAUAUUUGUAUAAUUUUAUACAGUAUUAAUUUUACAGUAUUUUUUUUACUAUAUACUGUAUUUUUUACAAUGAAUUAUUUCUCAUCAAUUAUUGUUCAAAUACUUGGGUAAAAAUAAAGUGAUCUUUAAUUCUUGACACAUGAUCAAAGUCUAUGAAAUCCUGAGACUACCUUAGCAUAUAUUAAAUUUGUCAUUUAGAUGUUAAUCACUUGUCAUUUAGAUGUUAAUCACUUGUCAUUUAGAUGUUAAUCACUUGUCAUUUAGAUGUUAAUCACUUGUCAUUUAGAUGUUAAUCACUUGUCAUUUAGAUGUUAAUCACUUGUCAUUUAGAUGUUAAUCACUUGUCAUUUAGAUGUUAAUCACUUGUCAUUUAGAUGUUAAUCACUUGUCAUUUAGAUGUUAAUCACUUGUCAUUUAGAUGUUAAUCACUUGUCAUUUAGAUGUUAAUCACUUGUCAUUUAGAUGUUAAUCACUUGUCAUUUAGAUGUUAAUCACUUGUCAUUUAGAUGUUAAUCACUUGUCAUUUAGAUGUUAAUCACUUGUCAUUUAGAUCACUUGUGUUUCAGUGAAUUGUGUACGACCCAGAAAGUCAGAAUGAUGAUUUACAAAAAUGGCUGCAGUACUGAACCAUCUGAAGUAGUAGUUGACAUGGAGGAUAUGGACUGGGUAAGUUUUAAAUGAAAAAUUCCUACAUUUUCCUUUUAAAAUGGCAUAAUUGUUUUUAAAAAAAUGUAUAUAGCUAUUUCUUUGUAUUCUCAUUAUUAAGUCUACAGCAAGGGACAAUGACUGUAAAGAUGUUUUUAAAUACAUUUUAACAUUUUUAUUGUCUUAAAAUCAUGGAUAAGAAACCUCUUUGUUCAGUUUGAAAGCUGAAAUUAAAAUGCAUAGAAAUACCUCUUUUUAUUGUGUAUUGGCCAUUGACCUAUUAAACUGUACGGAUAAAUUGUUUGAAGGUAAAAAGAGUUCUUAAACCUCACUGUCUUCAUUUCAUAUAAAUUGAGUAUUAAUUUAAUUUUAUAACUAUGAAAUCAUGGCUUUCAUGUACUGUAGCUGUCUCUUUAUUAACACGAUUUUCUAGUUCUUCAUCCACUGUACAAGUAAACUGAGUCUGACGAGGCAUGCUAAAAUUGCUUAUGACUGGACUGGGAAGCAAAUUACUCAUUUAUCUGAGAGUAAGUGUUGUCAACAUAGAGCACAAUCUAUUGCACAUUAAUGAACUAAUAUUAGGCAUUACCUUGUGAGUUCAUUGCAUUGACAAGCAGACAGUGAUGUUAUUUUAUUUCCUUGUCUUACAUUUCUACAGCCCCUAUUCUUGAUGAUAGUACUGUACAACAUGGGAAAACACCAUUCUUUGGACCAUUGUGGAUCUCAACUGGUGAAGGAUUCAGCCCCUCUGGCACCCAAGGGUUUUUGCUAAUGAUUAAAAAUGCUCUAAAAGAGAAAAUUAAAAUUUUGAAGAGCCAAAAGAAGCAGGUAUUAUUAUGACUGGAAAAUGUUUAAACAUAUUUCAUUACAAAGAGGUCACAAACACCUGCUACUAAUUAUUGUCACGUUUAGUUGUUACAUUUUUUAAACUAUGAUUUUUCUCUCAGAUAUUUAUUUGUGAACACAUUACAUUAAUUCAUGUUGAGAUUUUGAUAUUCCAGCUAGUUAAUCAAAACAAAUCUUAAGAAACUGGAUUCCCAAAAGCAAUUCUCAAGAUAUCAAUGAUAUUGAACACACAAAAAACCCACAACAAACCCAGUCAUGAAAAUGUCAUUCAAAUAAAAAUCUUUAAAAUGAUAAGUUACACUCUGUAUAAUUUUAGAUUGAUUUUGCACUGAAUGAUGAGAAGGGAGAGGUUAAUGACCCAAUCAUCCUGGCUAUGGCUAGUGAUGACCUGUACGAAGCCAGUGAAAAGGUAACUAGCACUAAAUUGUAUCAAUAUAAAUUAAAGAUAAUAGGGAUAAUUUCUAUACAAAAUUUUUUAUCUACAUCUUUCCUGGGAGAUGAAGUCCUAACCAUGAUAAAAAGAGUAUAGCAUAAUUUAUUUCCCAUUUUAAGCAAAUUAAAACUUGAACUUAAUGAUCGUAACAUUUAUAAAUCCUAUAAACCAAAGUGGUGACCAUAUUGUUUGUCAACAAGUCUCUAUUUAAAUAAAACAAGAUUUAAACUUGCACUGAAAGUCUGUUUAGAGAGUACAAAUCUCAAAAUGUUUGUUCAGACUAAAUCUAACUGGUAGCUAGCAUGUGACAACUAUGAUGGGGGUGUACUUAAAAUUAAACAAAAUAUUUUUUGUUUAUUUUAAAAAAUUUAAAAAAAAAAAGACAGAUUGGUCUGCAAUGAGGCUAGGUUUCUCCAAAAUGUUCACUUAUGGUUUUAAAUUUAUCUAUAAAUCUAUUCACUUUUUCUUGUGUACGGUGACAAAAAAAAGAAUUACAUUUCUUGCACCAGAAAAUGUUACUGUUUAUUCAAUCCCUGUAACUUUAUUUUAGAUAGAUGAACAACUUGAAAAAUUUCAAGAAGCCUUGAUGAACAUUCAGGAAAAGCUGAAAGCCUUGAAAGAUGAGGCUUUGAAAGAAGAGGUGAUAAAUACAUUUUUUAAAUCAACUGAGAGAAGUAUUAUUUGUAAUUAUUUACCAAAAUUUACUUAGCUAAAUGCUAAGAAAACAAUAUUUUUAAAGUGUUAACAAAACAUUUGAUAGUCCUAAUCCUUUUUAGAUGUUAGGCAUUUAUUGUAUGUCAAUUAUUUAUAAUUUCACUGCAUUUGGUAUGAGAUAUUCAGAUGUGGUGGAACUUUUCAUCAAUCUAAAAUAAAAUUGAUUACCCGGUAUUAUUUGAUGUUUCAGGAGGCUGGAGUAAGUUACAAGUUUUCACAGAUUCAGGAAAUUGGUGUGGAUGACAGACUUUUGGGCAUCAAGGGAAUAAAACUAAAGGUACAUCCAUUUGUUAUAAUAUUCUAAUAUCCCAAAUUUCUAAUGUUACAAUACCCCAUAAGCAUUAAAGAUAAUUUCAGAUUCUAAGAUGUCAGCUGAUGACAUUCUUUCAUAGGUUUCAGAUUAUGCUCCUUGUUGAUUCAGUAUCAAUAAGAUCAACACUAUUGAAAAAAGGUUUACUUUCAUAUUGCUCUCCAGGUCUUUGAAAAUGGACAUUCCGAUGGAUCCUUUGUUUAUUUUUUUAAUCUCCGUGAGGCCAUGAAAGGUGCCGAGAACAGAAAUCAAAUUUUGCUAAGGGUACAAAAUUUUACUUAUUUUUAAAGUUUAUUGUAGAGCGGAAGUAAUUGUUAAAAUGUUUAUACAAUUUUCCCCUUUAAAAGUUGAAGAAAAAUAAUUUUCUGAAAUAAAAUAUGCCUGAAAAUAAAGUUCUUUUAAAUAUUUCAUUUGAAUAUAAGGCCUUUCGAGUCAUCAUUUCAUUUGAAUAUAAGGCCUUUCGAGUCAUCCUGAUCAAACAUAUUGUUAAUGCAGGAAAAAUAACAAGUUAGAAAAUUUUAAAACUGUCUUAUUAGAAUUCUUUUAAAAGAAAUUUUAAACUUUGAAUCAUAGUUUUUUCCAUUAAAUCAAAAAUUUAACAGCUUUUAGAUGAACUGUCACAAUCGAGACUUUCUUCUGGGGUCAAUCGCAAUCUGAAUGCAGUUGCAACAAAACUCUAUGACAAAAAUGGUGUUGAGAUUAAAGAUGUCAGUACCCUUCAACAAGAUCAGUCAGUAUGGUUGUCAUUUGGUGAACCCUAUAUCUCCCCAUUUAGUGAGUUUGUAACAUUAUCUCCUUAAAAGUUUUUAUGCAGUCAAAUUUUUUGUGUGCAUUUUUUUUAACAGGCCAAAGAGUUAAACUUUGCUUUCACUCAACUGUUAACAAAUAUACAAAUAAAUGUAAAAAAUAUGAUUUUUAUAACAAUUUCAGUAAAGAGGUUUUUUUAUCUUUCAAUGAUAAAAUAAAUUGUAUUGAAAAUUUUUAUGACAGUAAUAAUUGGGGAGACAUAAAGGAAUACACUGCUUCAAAUAGGACAAGGGAGCACCAUUAAAAAAAAAAAGUUUUGUCUAAAAAAAAAACUUGGGAUGCAUUCCUUUGUUUCUUCACUCAGUUUCACAAGAUUUUUUCCAUAUAUCAGCCAAUGGCAUAAAUGACAAACAAAAUUGUCAAUAAUAAAUCAAAGAUAAUAUUUUAAAAUGGAUUCAUUUUUAUUCUAAUUAGCAAUACAAAUUAAUAUUAAUUGCUUCUAUUUGUUUCUUUUGCAGUCUUCUCUUUACAUCUAUUUUUGGAUAAAGCAACCCGUAUAACAGAUUCUAAGAAAGAAUACAGAAUAGUAAGGGAGGCAAUUGUUAGUACAGAUGAGGAACUAGUAAAGGAGUAAGCAUAAUAUCCAAAGCAAAUGGCUUUUUAUUAGUUUUCUCUGGUACAAAAAUUUUUAUAAACUUUGUGGAGGAAUAAAAAUGAACAAGUCGAAAAUAUCUCUUUCAUUUAAAUUAUGCAUUUGAAACAAUAAGGACUAAACAAUGUAUCUAUUGUUAUUUGAAAAUUGAACAAAUUAAUUAAUUUAUUUCAUAAUUUUCAUGAUGCAAAAUCUAUACAAGAUUAAAAGAUUUUGUUUUACGUUCUGACAGUACCAGCAAGUGGGAAGCUUGUGCUGGAUUCCCUGACUCUUAUGAAAGCAAGGAGGCUGAAAUUUAUGAUGAUAGUAAAGUGGAGUAUCUGCUUCAAGGUGGUGAGGUUGAUAUCAAGGCCCAUUUCUUGUUGCUUAAAGUAGGUUUAUUUCUCAGUUUGUUGAUAAUUAAUUUUUUUAAAAUUCUGAGUAUAAAAAGACUUAGCAUUUAUUUUUUGCUUUAUUUUCCUUUACAUCCUGCAUCUGAUUUAGCAUGUUUCAGUUUUAUAUAAUGUACAAUAUGUUCAUUAGUCCAACGAAAAAUAAUCAUUAUACUCCAAAAUACCAUCAAAGAUUCUAAAAGUUGGUGCAGCAAUUCCUACCAUGGAGGAAAACUUACCAUUAAAAAUUUCUCAACUUUUGUUAGUUAUUACAAACAUAGAUGAUAAAACAAAUAAAAAAAUGCUUGAAGGGCUGUUCAUUUCAUUUAUACAUGAAAACAAGACACCCAGGAAGUUAACUCAUUACAACUUUUAAUGAGUGAUAUCAAUAUAUUUUGGUUGAUUUUGGGGAAGCCUUAUGUGUCUACUAUGCAUAAUUCUACUGAGCUGAAAAUUUAGUGCACAUUGUAAACCAAAGGGUUGAUUCUAGCUUUACCAAUCUGUGUGAGGAAAUUUUGAAUCUGGAGCAAAAAUAAAAUAUGAAAUACAUUUGUUUAAAUAGAGUGAAAUGAACAAAAUUGCAGCCAUGUGUAGACACCUAUUUCCUAGUUUAAUCCAGUUUUUAUCUUUGUCAAUAUUGAUCAAGUAGUAAGUGCUCAUCUCCUCCUAGCACCAUGAUUCUUGUCUGCUUUCAGUAUCUGAUAUUAAAACUUUUCCCCAUCUUCUCUUAGUGCUUAUGUCCCUCUAGCACCAUGAUUCUUGUCUGCUUUCAGUAUCUGAUAUUAAAACUUUUCCCCAUCUUCUCUUAGUGCUCAUGUCCUCCUAGCACCAUGAUUCUUGUCUGCUUUCAGUAUCUGAUAUUAAAACUUUUCCCCAUCUUCUCUUAGUGCUCAUGUCCCUCUAGCACCAUGAUUCUUGUCUGCUUUCAGUAUCUGAUAUUAAAACUUUUCCCCAUCUUCUCUUAGUGCUUAUGUCCCUCUAGCACCAUGAUUCUUGUCUGCUUUCAGUAUCUGAUAUUAAAACUUUUCCCCAUCUUCUCUUAGUGCUCAUGUCCUCCUAGCACCAUGAUUCUUGUCUGCUUUCAGUAUCUGAUAUUAAAACUUUUCCCCAUCUUCUCUUAGUGCUCAUGUCCCUCUAGCACCAUGAUUCUUGUCUGCUUUCAGUAUCUGAUAUUAAAACUUUUCCCCAUCUUCUCUUAGUGCUCAUGUCCCUCUAGCACCACGAUUCUUAUCUGCUUUCAGUAUCUGAUAUUAAAACUUUUCCCCAUCUUCUCUUAGUGCUCAUGUCCCUCUAGCAUCACGAUUCUUGUCUGCUUUCAGUAUCUGAUACUAACAUUUUUCCCCAUCUUCUCUUAGUGCUCAUGUCCCUCUAGCACUAUGAUUCUUGUCUGCUUUCAGUAUCUGAUAUUAAAACUAUUCCCCAUCUUCUCUUAGUGCUCAUGUCCUCCUAGCACUAUGAUUCUUGUCUGCUUUCAUAUUAAGCUUUCACUAAUCUUUUCUUUGUUACUGCUCCCAAACUAGGACAAGCACGAUAAAGUCUUGUACCCAGAGAUUGGUGUGUCAGAAAAAACUCAAACAAAAAACCAAAUUUUCGUCCACACCAAGGUAACGUAAUUUUUUGAAACUAUAAAACUGUUGAGAGGAAUGUAUACACUCAGGAGUCAUGAGAGGCAGAUAUAAGGUAUAUAGGGGGCAGUUUAAGAAGAGGGAUUCUAAUGGACAGUUUAACCACUUCUUUGAAUUAAAUGAAAAAAAGGUCACUUUGAAUAGAUUGAUGAGCUUUGAAUAGAUCGAUGAGCUUUGAAUAGAUUGAUGAACUUUGAAUAGAAUGAUGAGCUUCAUUUUGAUCAAUAUCGAACUGCCAAACUGCUUGUAAGAUGUAAACUAAUGUUCUGCUCUUAAAUCACAGUUUGAAAAAAUAAAGUAUGGAAUGUACAAAUUGAAAAAUAAAGUAUGUAAUGUACAAAUUGAAAAAAAUAAAGUAUGGAAUGUACAAAUGGAAAAAAUAAAGUAUGAAAUAUACAAAUUGAAAAAAUAAAGUAUGGAACAUACAAAUUGAAAAAAAUAAAGUAUGAAAUGUACAAAUUGAAAAAAUAAAGUAUGGAAUGCACAAAUUGAAAAAAAUAAAGUAUGAAAUGUACAAAUUGAAAAAUAAAGUAUGGAACGCACAAAUUGAAAAAAAUAAAGUAUGAAAUGUACAAAUUGAAAAAAUAAAGUAUGGAACAUACAAAUUGAAAAAAAUAAAGUAUGAAAUGUACACAUUGAAAAAAUAAAGUAUGGAAUGCACAAAUUGAAAAAAAUAAAGUAUGAAAUGUACAAAUUGAAAAAAUUAAUUAUGGAAUGUACACAUUGAAAAAAUAUAAUAUAGAAUGUACAAAUGGAAAAAUAAAGCAUGGCUUGUACAAAUUGAAAAAAAAAGCCAAAAUAAUGUAGAAAUUAUGAAAAAAUAAAAGAACUUGACAUGUGCACAACUUUUUUUAUUGGGUUUAAAAAUAUUUUUUAAAAACCCUUUUGAAGGCCUAUUAAUUUUAUUCAGAAUUUAAAAAUAUUUUUCAGAACGGCUACAUAUAUUGCAAAGCUGCCCCCCAGUUGUGUCUAACUGUUUCAGACAAUAGAGCAGAAGUGCAUCUCCUCAACAGUGACUCCCCAAUAGAUGGUUAUGUUGUCUGCAUGCAGAAAAAAGUGACUGGCAACCCUGCCCAGGUUUGGCAUUGUUUGCAAGAUGCAACAAUCUCCUCACAGGUAAAUAAUGAUAGGGGGGGAAAAAGGACUUUUUUAAAAUUUACUGAAACAAGGAUUAUUAAAAAAUAAGAUAAUAUUUACUCACCAAAUUAUUAUGUGUAAAAUGGUAUUGAUUCCCCACAGCUUUAUCCAGAACUUUUGUUGGCCUAAAGGUAUUGCUUCCCCGCAGCUUUAUCCAGAACUUUUGUUAACCUAAAGGUAUUUCUCUCCCGCAGCUUUAUCCAGGACUUUUGUUAACCUACCUGGGCUAUAAACGCUGGGAUCCUACAGAGGGGGGUGAACAACAACAGACAAAUGUUAAAAAUGGAUGUGUCAUCUCCAUGAUUGUAACUGACCGGCUUCCAAAGAAACACUUGGGAGCUCAGAGGUACCCUGGGAAAAAUUAGAGAGGGCAAAUGUAACUUUUCUGAACACAAACUCCACUAAAAAACUAAUUUUAUAUGAAAGUAAAAUAUUUUUGUAUAAAACUUUUUUUGUUAGUACCUUUUAUAUAAAAGUAAAAUAUAUUUUUAUGUUAAUAUGAUGCCUUCCUUGCAUCUUUAUUGAAUAAACCAGAUUUGCUUUUAAACAAGAACGAUUUGACAAUUUGGGACAGUGGAAAUAUACAGCUACAACCAACCCAGAAUGGAACAAACUGGCAUAUUCUUGGCCUGUCCUGGCCAAUGGUGAACUGAAUGAGGUGAGCCUUGUAACAAUUUAUCUUUUUUUCUUAGUUUAUGGUAGUGAGUUUGUGACUUUGUGUCAUCUCAUUAUUUUUAACUAUUUUAGAAGGAUUCUGAUAAAAUAAAUACUAUACAACCAUUUAUAAAUUGACUCUUUCUGUCAACAAUGUUACACUUUGAUAUACACAUGUUUUGUUGUUAUUUUGGUACAAUAACUUAAUAAUAGAAGAUAAUAAUACAUUUUCUAAUGGCACUGAUAAGAGUAAAAUAUUUUCUAUAUAAAUAAGAAUUAAUGAAAUAUACUUGAAUAAAAAUAUUUUGGUUCUAGUUGAUUAAAUAUGCUAAACUAUGAAAUUAAUAUCUCAUAGUUCUCUUAAAAAGUUAAAGUAAAUUUUGAGCAUUUUCAAAUAAAUUUCUUUUAUUCUCUUAAAAAAUAUUUACAUCUUUAAAAUUAAAAUGAUCAGAAAUAUGACUGGCCCAUGGAAGGAUUUAUCAUCCCCAAUGUGCCUCCAAUACGCAAAUCUGACAAGAAAUUGGAAUUAUCAGGAGGUACUUACAAUCUUAAAAUGAGUACAACUAGUCAUUAACCUACACAAACCAUGAUCUGAUCCAAAUGAACAGCUGGAAGUUGAUUAUUCAUAUAUUUAACUAUAUUUUAGUUGAUACAUUUUGGCAAUUUUUAGUUUUCUCUGGACUAUCCUCUAUGUACAUUUUUUUGCUGCAUGUAACAAAAAGUUUAAAUUUCAUUGUAAAACUUGAAACAUCAAUCAUGAGUGUCAAGGCUAACCACGAAGGCUAAUUUUUUUUCUUCAAAAUCUAGCUUUGUUUAAUAUAUUGAUAUCCUUAUAGCAACACCAGCCAGAUUAAAGGUGCUGAAGAAUGGAGACAGGAAGUUUGAGAGUGCUGUGAGCGUUGUUGGACCAAACAUGACCAACGUAAGCCGACAUCUUUAUAGCUUUUCAUGCGUACAGGUUACACGACUUUGUAUGGUUAUGACAAAAACUAUACUCUAUGAGAAUCUUAUAUUUAUUAUUAACUUUAUGAUAGUUUAGAAAUUAAUCUGAAGUAGAAAUUAUUGUAGUAUGUUGUUUAUAAACUCCAAAAUAUUUUUUUAGUCUGUGUUUUCUGACAUUUUAGUCAUUGUUUUGGUAUAAAUACCUUUGUGUAACUGGAAACAAAUAAAGUUGGAAGACAGCAGCCAACUUGGCAUGAGACUAAAUAUCAGCCAUUUAUGGCUUAAAAAUCAGUAAUCUUAUCAGAUAAAUAAUCUGCUGGAAAGAAAUCCAAGCUUUAAAAACAAAAACAAAUCUGUGAUGUAAUAUUUUGAGUAAAUAUACUAAUCUCAUGAAACAGUUAAAAAUUACUCUCUCCAUAUUUUUUAUUCCAGCUGGUGAAAGACCAUUCUAAAAAGGAUCAUAAACACAAAAUGAAAGUUAGCAAAAACCAGCACAUUAUGAUCACAGAAGAACUGGACUUGGAGCUUCACUGUAUGAACAUGACAAUAUAUGAGGUGGAGUUCCUCAUGGUUAGUAAAUUUGUUGCAUAAACAGUGGGGGUAUUUACUGAGUUAACUCAGUUUAAAUAGGCCAUCUUGAUAUCUCAAUCUGUUGAAAAAUCAGUCACUGACACUUUUAGCUACCUUUCAUCUGUUUUUCUUUACAAAAAAAAAAGCAUAAGAAAUUGUUGGUAACAAGGAAACUUUUAAAUCAAUGUUUGAACAAACCGCACAAUAUAAUGAAUGGAAAUGUCAUAAUUAGGAUAAAUGAUCAUGGCCAAAAUUCUAAUAACAUAUAUUAAAUUUUAGUCUGAAGCAGACAUCUCAGGGUAACCCAUAAAAAAACAUACAAAUAUGCAGUAUUUAAAUUUUUAUGGUUGUCAUCAUCAUGUUUUAGAACAUUCAUUUAUAAUUUAUAAAAAUAAUUUUUUUUAAAAAUUGGAAGUUAACUAUUUAAAAUUGUAAAAAAAUUGUGUUGGACCCCUUUAUGUUUUAUAUCAUGAAUGAGCUUUUUUCUUAGAAAAUAGGAGAGAUGCUUUAUUAGGAACAGUGGAAUGUGUCACAAAUUAAAUCAAUUCUUUCCAUUCAGUUCCUGGCCUACUGCACUAGUCUUUUGGACCUCCCUUUUGCUGCCAGAAGACUGUUUGAUUACAAUGGGAAGGAACUAUUCAACAUCCAGAACCUUGAGAGAGAUUCUCUGGUCUAUGUCUCCUGCGGGGAGGAGUGGUCAGACCCCAAGCUUUCCAAGAAAGAGCAGAAAAGGCGUUUCUUGUUGUCUCAGUUAUCCUCAGAUAUUGUCAAAAUUCAGCAGUAUUGUUCUAUGAGGAACCCUGAGCGUAAGUUAUUUGCUUUAUUGUUGGGAAAACAUGAGGUAGAUGGUAAAUGUAAUCUUUUUUUUUGAAAUGGAAACAGUAGGUAGAUGGUAAAUGUUUUCUUGUUUUGAAAUGGAAACAGUAGGUAGAUGGUUAAUGUAAUCUUUUUUUUUGAAAUGGAAACAAGAGGUAGACGGUAAAUGUAAUCUUUUCUUGAAAUGGUAACAGUAACCAAUGAUAGAAAUAUUUUUACAGACAGAAAUUUUUUUGUAUUUAACUAUGUUUACAUAAUUAUUAUAUUUAAAUUGAAAGGAAUUUUUUUUUAAAGAACAAGCCCAAAUCAAAUAAAACAGCUGUGAAAAUAUUGUAAAUAGAAAAAAAAAUGGAAACAUUUGUCUCAUAUUAUUUUUUGAAGCAUAUUUAUUUAAAAGUGUUUGAAAAACUAUACUUGUGCAUAAUAAUUGUGUCAUUAAGUUGUCUUUAUAUGUCUCUCUGAUGUAUAUUCUUUAGUUUGUAAGUUAAUACAUGUCAUCAGCAGCGUAGGAAGGGAGGUGCAGAGGGGGCAGUUCUUUUUGUUCUUAUAUUUAGGUGCCACAUUUUCAGCCAACUGUAGAGGUUUUUUUCGUGCAGCAAAAAUCUUGAUCGCCCUGGGUGGCACUAACCCUAGCUACAGCACUACAUUCAUUUAUAUGUUAAUUUUGUAGACAAAUUUUUCUAUAUUUGGUGUUGACAACUGUCAUUAACCCUUGGAUUUGAUUUUACACAGACUAUGUUCUUGAAAUAAAUGGAUCUCUGACAAUAGCCACGGGGCUGGUGGUCAACAAACAAUGGACUCAUGAGGUUGAAGGUCAAGGUGAACAAGGGGAUUCAAAGCUGCGUAAAAGCAGUGACAUUGUCAAAGAAAGUUUCGAUGAAGACCAAGAAAAUGAAGAAUCUGACCAGGAGCCAAGAGAACUGUAAGUAAAUGGUUACAUCAGGGGUUCUCAACCAGGAGGUGCAGGAAGACCUAGAAGAAUAGGGUGAUUUUCAUUUAUAUUAGCAUUUUUUUGUUGUAGGGUGGGGUGCAGAAAAUAUGUUUUGAACUCAAGAUGGAAGUAGGGGAAAUUUUAGGAAAUCUGUACAGGGUGAGACUCUAUAAAAAGGUUUAAAACUCCUGGGUUACAUACAUUGGGGUAUUUUUUAAUGACUGACUGUAUUUUGUUAUUUAUCUUUAAACCUUGCCCCAUAUUUAUAUAAAGAAUUUGUUUGAUGACGAUUUAAAUAUUUAAGAAUCAUUUUUAUUAAUAGACGAAGAAAUUAAUAUAGAUAAUUGUACAAGCCUGUUUGUUGAUAUGCUGACUCCUAUUGUUUUGGUUGGGAAAAAACCUGAUGUGUAUAACCUGAUCAUAAGCUGACCCCAUGAUAUAAUAAGCCAAUGUAAAUGAUGCAUUAACUAAGAAUAUCUUGAUUGAGAUGCAAAGGGAGAGCAUUACUUAUGCUGUAAUCGACUUUCAUUAUCUACUUAUCAUUACAUUAGGAGAAUAGUGGCGCCAUCUACUUCCAGUAACUUUAUUUUAUUAAUAUUAGAGGAUUAUGAUAACAUAUUUGAAUCUUAUGGAGUGUACUGUAGGAUCUGGUCAAUUUUAAUGAUAAUUAUGUUAUUCGGUCUACCAGGAGAGUUAUUAAAAUCUCUUAAGAUCCACUCAUAAGCGACCACAUCAAUUUUCCCCUGAAAUAUUUUGAUUAAAAUUCAAUUUUAGAACAUAGUAUAUAUGCAGUGGCUUACCUAGGGUUAGAGCCACCCGUGGCAGGUCAAGAUUUUUGCUGCCCCUUUUCACGAAAAAAACUCUGCAGCUGACCAGAAAUUCCGCCCCUUCAUAUAAAGGGUAAAAAAUGUUUCCCCCCUCUGCACCCCUUUUCCUACACCUCUGUAUCUAUGGUAAUCAUUUAUUUAAGUUGCCCUGAGAUGUACAUGGAUUAUUUUCAAAAAUUCCAUUGAUGUUAGGUGUGAGUAAACUCUAUCUUGUCUCUAUCUGUACCUUCAGCACAUACCAUGAGUUGUCUCAUAUGAAGUCAGAUGACUAUGCCAACACCUUAAAGUGGCCUUGGGAGAGACUGGUCAAUGUCAACAACAGUAUGGAUACAGAUGACCCAGAGGCCAAUAAGUACACUGACCGAGACCUGUAUGAAAAAUUUAAGUGAGAAUUUUUCAUUUUAUUUGUAAAAGUUUGAAAAUAUAAGGAUUGCCAAUAUCAUGAUUUGAGGAGCAAAAUAAUUUUUGUUUAGUAGUCAUGAUUUCAAAAAAUUGUUUAAGGCAACGGAUCAUUUAAGAAAAUUAAAUUUAUUACAAUGUGCUUGUCUAAAGGCUGGGACACCAUGGAGACAACAUUUAUCUCUGGAGGUAGAUAAAAGCUAAAGAUAAAUAAAUAUGCAUAUAAAGUUGUUAAAUAAAAAUGUAUGGCAUUUUUUAAUAUGAAAAUUACGAAGGCGUCUUUGAGAUAUCCCAUUUCUAAUUUGUCAGUAAACAAUUAAUAUAUCAGAUAUAAGACAUAAACCAGAAAGAAAAGUAAAUAAUAAAAAUAGAUAAAGAGAGGAAUCUUGUCACUGUCAAUUGAAUCUUGUCACUGUCAAUUGAAUCUUCUCACCGUCAGUUGAAUCUCAUCACUGUCAAUUGAAUCUUGUCACUGUCAAAUUCAGAAUGAAGUACUUAAAAUGAAAAUAGAAAAUCAAAUGUUUUCUCUAAUAAAAAUAUUUAUCUGUCUCUGAUAAAGACAUUUAUUUGUCUCUGAUGAAGACAUCUAUCUGUUUCUAAUUAACUAAGACAUUUAUCAGUAUCUAAUGAAGACAUUUAGUCCCAUCCUUUAUCAACCAAAUGAUCAAGCUCUGACUAUGGAUAUGUCUUGUUUAUCAUCAGACCACAAACAACAGCUCGGCUUUCAAGGGAAACACUCCAAAAGUUUGAGUAUGAAGACGGCUACAUUUCAGUCUCAAGCAACAGGUCACUUGUUUUGUCUGUCAGUGAGACAGAAGGUCGGGUCGUCAACGUGAUCUUGUCCAAAAGGCAACCUGAUAACAUCAAUCAAAGAUGGGUCAUCAAAGAAAAUGGGUAAUUUUGGAUUUUGACAUUUUUAUUGGUACAUUCGUAUUUUGAUGAAAUGUCCACUAAGACAUAAUUAAUGAAUUGUCCACUAAAUGAGACAUAAUUCAUGAAUUGUCCACUAAUUGAGACAUAAUUCAUGAAUUGUCCACUUAGUGAGACAUAAUUCAGCAUACAUUGUUAUUUUAUUUUUAGUGGGCUAGAAACCGCGACUCAGUGUGACUAGUAGAAGUUUUUAGCUUGAAGUAUAAGCUAACACCAUAGGUCAUCUGUUGGGGAUUCAGUGUGGCUAUUAGAAGUUUUUAGUUUGAAGUAUAAGCUAAAACCAUAGGCCAUCUGUUGAAUGUUAGGUCUUAAAGGGGUUGUAGAGUCUAUCCCUUGUCUGUUAAAAUUUUUUCUGACAUGCAAAUAUCUAACUUAAAAACAGGUACCAAUUUGCAAUGUUCUAUUCUUGAUAUGAUCAAUAGUGAAAUCAGGGCCCGCCACAACCAACAUCUGGUACUUACUGUGUCUAUGCCCCCGACCUCAUCGGGUGAACGUCCCAGCCAGUCCUUUGAUGGCUGCCCCAUCACUCUGCAGCCCAGGUGCACAAACAUGUUUGGCAAGGCUCAUCAAAAAUGGAGAUAUGACCCAGAAUCUGGAAAUAUAUUUGCUUUCUAUACUGAUCAGCCUGACAAAGGUAAAUUGUAUGUUAAUUGUGCGAAGGGGGGCUUGUUAUAGAGAACUUUAUUGUUACAGUGGCAUUAAAUGUGUGUCGAAAAGUUAAUUAGGAUUUAAUUAUUAUAUGUCUAUAUAUAUUUUUUAGAAUUAGCUGUCAACUAUAGAAUUAUGUCAUGUGUAAUUAUAGAUAUGACAGAGAAAUCUUGACUCAUCUUCAUGGAGGUAAUGGUUAUCAAAUUGGUUGAAUAAAUGAACCAGCCGAGAUAAUGUCAUGUAAAAGAAUUUAUUUAAAGGAUUUAUUUAUUAUCCACAUAUGUGUGAGCGUGUUAUCUUAGUGAAUAUAUGAUGUGGAUUAUUUCUUUAUUUAUACGAGUAUGGUUUUAUUUGUGUUACAUGAUUAAUUUGUGUAAUUUAUGUAUGCACAUUGUAUACAAAAGCAAAUUUACAGCAGUGAAUAAUAAAUGUUGCUUCAAAAUUGACAGAAAUCACAGCAGCUAACAGAGCAGAUGUGUGCACAUAUGCCAUUGUACAGGGCACUGACAUAGACCAACCCGUAAGUACCGGGCACGUCAAGUGAGAUUAUUUCAUGUAUGCCAUCUUUAAUGCUUCGCAUUAAUUUAUAUGCAAUAGAAACUCAUCUAUACAACCAUCAGUAUUAUUAGUAAUUUUUAUUUUUUUGCUUUUCCUUAUACAGAUUUAAAUAAUUAUUGGACACAGGGAACAAUGGCAAUUUAGAAGAAAAAAAAGAUUUGACAAUAGAAAAUAGGCAAUUUGGAGCUUAAUCUUUUAAUAAAUCGCUUUUUUAAACUGUCACCCGUGUCUUUAUUGAUUCUAGGGUUACAUCGUUGAAAUGCCCAGCAAGAGAGGGGAGGGAAACAAACAACUUAAAGUCUGCACAUCCUGUGCCCGUGCCAUGAGGGGGCGCUAUAAAGUUCAGAGGCUGCAAUCAAACACCAGCUUUCACUGCGCUAUGGGAGAUGGUGGGUUUAAAGGCUAAUAGAAAUUAUAUUUCUUAAUCAGUUUUUUUUAAUUGUUAUGCUUUUUUAUUUUUAAAAAUAUUCUUAACAUUAAUAAGUUUUCAGUAAUUAGGGCCUAAAUAACUUUUUAUUCUGUCAGCCUACAUCUGAAAUAUAGGAUUAUUGAACAGAUCCUUAACCCUUUUACGACCAAGUUAUAGCUUUUUAAUACACUAAUUUUGUUGAGUAAUUGCUGGAAGCUUGGGACAGCUGGCUCUAAAAUACUAAGUCACAAUAACAGACAACUGGUGUCUGAUUAACAUUCGUUUGUUUUUUCCAGCAAAUAAAUUGAACAUUCGUCAAAUUGGAAGUUUUAAAGUUCUGAAUAAUAAAGUUGACCUUUCAACACAUGAGGCUGACCUGACUUUGGCUCAAUGGCAGAAAAGAUUUGAUGAACUCAAGCUUCAGACUAACGUUCACUCCAUUGAGAAGGAAAUAAAUGGAGCCAAGAAAGUCCGCACUGUCAAGGUUAUGGCCUAUAAAAAUGGUGAAGGUCGCCUGAGGAAAGGGGAAAUAAUUUGUGGGUCAAGUAUUAAAGGGGUGAGUUACUACCCUUAGACUGUCAUUUGAACAUAUAAAUAUUAAGUUUUCUAACAUUAUGAUAGAACAGUGAUUUAUAAAAAAAAAUAUCUGUUUCAUUGUUUUUCUAAAAUAAAUCUCAGUGGGGAAAUCUUAUAAUUAAUCAUACAAUUUUUUAAUGUUAAGUUUCCUAAUGUUUGAACAAAUCAGAUCCUCUGUCAAUGUACGCACCGACUGGGCCUCACCAACGCUGCUCGUAGGAUGUACCUGGAAGAUGGGGCCAUCGUCCUAGAUGUUGAAGAUCUGAUAAGUUAUGCGGAGGAGAAUUACAGGUCAGAGAUGAUCAACAUUGUCCAGGCCAAGAGAAGUGAGGAGCAGAGUCAGGAGGGUAGGUCAUGUUUUAAGGUUAGAGCUAAACUCUAGGUCGCAGGUCACUGUGGAGGAGAAGUUCUGGCAAUAAAUAGGUUCACAGCUCACCGGCAAUAAGAUUAUAUUCAGUCAUUUUUUAUUUUACCCAUUACAAUAUGAAAUUGUGUUUAGAAAACAUGACCUACUCCAUAGGGACCUAAUAUGACAUUGUGUUGAGACACUAUGGCCUACUCUAUAGGGUCCUAAUAUGACAAUGUGUUGAGACGCUAUGGCCUACUCUAUAGGGUCCUAAUAUGAAAAUGUAAUUAGAAACAUUGGCCUGCUCUAAGGUGUCCCUUCUCUGAUGCACUAAACUAGUCCAAGUGUAAUCUGGUACAGUUAGAUCAUGUUUGAGACUGCACUAAACUAGUCCAAGUGUAAUCUGGUACAGUUAGAUCAUGUUUGAGACUGCACUAAACUAGUCCAAGUGUAAUCUGGUACAGUUAGAUCAUGUUUGAGACUGCACUAAACUAGUCCAAGUGUAAACUGGUGCAGUUAGAUCAUGUUUGAGACUGCACUAAACUAGUCCAAGUGUAAUCUGGUACAGUUAGAUCAUGUUUGAGACUGCACUAAACUAGUCCAAGUGUAAUCUGGUACAGUUAGAUCAUGUUUGAGACUGCACUAAACUAGUCCAAGUGUAAUCUGGUACAGUUAGAUCAUGUUUGAGACUGCACUAAACUAGUCCAAGUGUAAUCUGGUACAGUUAGAUCAUGUUUGAGACUGCACUAAACUAGUCCAAGUGUAAACUGGUACAGUUAGAUCAUGUUUUAGACUGCACUAAACUAGUCCAAGUGUAAACUGGUACAGUUAGAUCAUGUUUGAGACUGCACUAAACUAGUCCAAGUGUAAACUGGUGCAGUUAGAUCAUGUUUGAGACUGCACUAAACUAGUCCAAGUGUAAACUGGUGCAGUUAGAUCAUGUUUGAGACUGCACUAAACUAGUCCAAGUGUAAACUGGUGCAGUUAGAUUAUGUUUGAGACUGCACUAAACUAGUCCAAGUGUAAUCUGGUACAGUUAGAUCAUGUUUGAGACUGCACUAAACUAGUCCAAGUGUAAACUGGUACAGUUAGAUCAUGUUUGAGUGUUUUUGAAAGAUGUUAAUAUUCAGUUGGUCUUUACUGAAAGGUUUAUUGCCAGGGUUUUGAAUUUCCCUAGUCACUGACAGGGCAGUGAGUUUAUUUAUCCCACAAGGAGCACGUUUUAGAGCAACCAGGAUGACCCUAUGUAAUGACCGCAUGAUUCUACCAUUCUGACACAGCACUUCUAAACAUUAAAUAUAGAGAAUGGACGUUUCUAAUCUCACUAGAAACAUUUUGCGUAUCAAUCAAAGAUUCGAGGUUUAUUUUAUCUUUCCAGAGAAAAACAAAACACACAUUUCUUUCACCAUCAAAUUUUGUCCUUGAUGUAGAGUGAAAAUUAUAAAGGUGAUGAAAUAAUUUUAAAACAAAUUAAAAUUGGCAAGUCAGCAUAAACAUUGGUUUCUUCAGAUAAAAAUAAAAUGAAAGAAGAUCCUGAGAAGGAAGAUGAGUCGCUACAAGUCCAACGUCUGCACAGUGCGGCAAGUUACGAGGUCAGUCAACAGGUGCAGAGGUCACUGGACAAACUCAGGCAGCUAGAAAGCCUGGCAGAAGAGGAGAGAGAUGAAAGCUUGGGACAGCAAGAAGAGGAAUCUCAACAGAAAGGUUGGAAUAGAAAAUGUGUGAGAAUGGUGGUAGUGGGGUGAGGGGUGGGGUGGUGGUUUGUGUUGUAGGAGAGAAAAAUCUGAUAGGUGGAUGAAUGAAAUCUCAAAAUAAAAGUGGGAAGAACUUGUUAAAGAUUUACUAAUGAAGCUUAUGGCAAUACUAUAGAACGUUCUACAACUUCUUAGUUACAAUUUCUCUGAUAUGAUUGUGGGGCACCAUGAUAUGAUUGUGGGACACCAUGAUAUGAUUGUGGGACACCAUGAUAUGAUUGUGGGACACCAUGAUAUGAUUGUGGGACACCAUGAUAUGAUUGUGGGACACCAUGAUAUGAUUGUGGGACACCAUGAUAUGAUUGUGGGACACCAUGAUAUGAUUGUGGGACACCAUGAUAUGAUUGUGGGACACCAUGAUAUGAUUGUGGGACACCAUGAUAUGAUUGUGGGACACCAUGAGAUGAUUGUGGGACACCAUCAUAUGAUUGUGGGACACCAUCAUAAGAUUGUGGGACACCAUCAUAUGAUUGGGGACAUAAAUAUAUAAUAGGAGGCAACAUUAGAGGCAAGGUUGCCAACUUUAGAAAUGAAAAUUUACGGACAAAUAUUUUAAAGCUUCAAAUUUUUGCGGACAAACAUUUUUUUAUGGACACAUUUUAAAAACCUCAGGAGCAAUUAGGUUUUUUUUUUAGGGACAGGACAUUGUGUUUUAAAAAAUUUACAGUCAGUAAAUUUAUGGUCGGCUGGCAACCCUGAUUAGUGCUUAUAGGAGCAUCAUUUAGCCUAGGAGCUCACUGAUGUAAAAGCAGAUGUUAACAAUUUGUUUUCAUAUUUCUAUGUUUAUUUUCAUCUUUCUCCAGACCUUGAUAAUGAAGAGGCUCAGAAAAUCAAACGGGAACGUGAUGAAUUGUUGAAAAAUAUGAAGCUGCCUCCCCUGGAUGUCAUUCUGAGAGCCCCCAUCGAAGUCUGGGUAUCAAGCGGGAAGCCAUUUGUUUCUCCUGAAGGUAAACUUUAACUUGUAAGGACAGACAACCUGUGGCUGAAACAGUCAUAACUGUCAGUAGAAAAAAAAAACAGCCAUAAGUAGAGUAAUAUUGUUUUUAAAAAUUCAGAAACAUAAUUUAUUGUAUACAAGUAGAUGAAAUACUGGUGGAUGCUGCUAUACAAGUAGAUGGAAUACUGCUGGAUGCUGCUAUACAAGUAGAUGAAAUACUGCUGGAUGCUGCUAUACAAGUAGAUGAAAUACUACUGGAUGCUUCAGUGUUCUGUGUAGUUUCAAGCUUUCCAUUCCCGCUCUCUCACCCAUUCCCUCCCCUACCCUCUCUACUCCCCAUUGUCUGUGCUAACCCCACUUUACCACCACCCAAUCCUAUGUUUUUCCACCAUAACCCCUUACACUGGCUUUAUGUAAGAGCAAUGUACUUCUUGUGUGUAAGUAAUUUUUAAUACUUUCAUUUUGCAAUGCUCAACGUGAAUCUUACAUAGAAAGGGAAAAAGCACAGUUUCAUUGAGUAAAUCAAACAAAUACAAUUUUUUUGCAGGUUCAGCUGUCAGAAGCUAUUUAUUUCUCUAACAUAUAUACCGUAGAGUUGUAAUUAUUUCUCUAACAUAUAUACCAUAGAAUUUAUUUAUUUUGUUUGCAGUUGUUGAAUCUAAGGAAGAGAACAGAAGGAAAAAAAGGAAUUUCCGUGCUCAGGUCUGCCUAGCUUUGGAUAUUGAGAAACAUGUUCUACGCCUGAUGAAAGGAAGACGACUGGAACAGAUGGCACCAGGCACAUACAAAUCAACACUGAGCAGCAAACAGCCCGUUGUUAUUGAGAAACACUGGCAGGAGCCGACGGUAGAAGAGCAAGACAAACAUGACACAGUGCACAAGCUGCAGGUUAGUGGAUGUGGUAUUAAAUGAACAUUGGCCUCAGGUAAGCCACUGAGAAACACAAAAUUAAAACAAUUUAAUAAUCAUUAUAUUGAGAUAACAUAUUAUAAUUCAAAUGUGUCUAUUUGAUAGUUUAGAAAAUGUGUAGUUUCUGAUUGACAAACAAGUUCCAUUCCUAGAGGUCUGGUGAUUGAAAUUAUAUUUAAACACCUAAGGAUAUAUUUUUGAUUAGAGCUUCAGAGCUGUCGCGUGUGCCUCGGAUAUUUAAGGGGCCCAAAGUCGUGAUGUGGGGGGAAAAAAAACCGGUCAACCCUUAAUGCAAGGGGCCACAAAAUUCACAAGAGGGCGCCCUGGAUAUGACUUUUAAUAAAAAUAAGUUAGAGGUCCUUAUGACAUAUAACAUAUGAAGAUAAUUUUUUUCAGUUUUAUUGUAAAAAUGCAUAAUUCCUUUUUUAACAAUAUAAAUGUAAAAUCAAUUUCAAAACUAAUUUUAAAAAAAGCUAAGUUAUUGUACCAGUUAAUCUUAAGUCAUGUAAAGACUUAAAAAUAACUCCUGUUAAGUUAAAAAAAAAUUCUCUUUAUAAUAAAGUCACACCUAGGAGAAAUCCGUGCAAAUCAAAGUGAAAGCAUUUCCAGCCAUACUGGGAUCAAGUUGGACAGCAGAUUGUAUCAACAGCCAAAUAUGGUAACUAUUUGAAUUUAAAUUCAAAUGUUAGGAAAUAUCAACAGUUGAUGGACAUUUAAAAUUCUUAAAAUAAAGUAUUUUAAAGUAUUAUAAAGUAUCAAACAAGACAGAUCCACAGCUUGAGAGUCAAGUGUUACUGAUCCUGAUUGGCUGCCAUUAGACCAUGUGAUUAACCGCUAUACCCUGAAAGCUUAUUUUCAGUGAUACUUAUAAACAUGUUUAUAAUUACAUUUCAUGUUUAAAACUAAAGAAACUAGAAAUACAAAAUGUAAAAACCUGAUACUUUUAUUCUGACAGUCCAUCCAUAUUGGUCGAUUGUGAGUUAGUGAAUAAAGCCAAUUAGCAAUGAGCUGAUUUGAAUGAAAAUGAAGUGAUCAACAGUAGUCUGUGCAAAUUUAAUGUCAACUAGAAAAAUAUGUGAACACUAGUUAUUGACAUAUGUAAGAUGACACUAGUUAUUGACACAUGUAAGAUGACACUAGUUAUUGACACAUGUAAGAUGGCAUUAGUUAUUGACACAUGUAAGAUGGCAUUAGUCAUUGACACAUGUAAGAUGACACUAGUUAUUGACACAUGUAAGAUGACAUUAGUUAUUGACAUAUGUAAGAUGACACUAGUUAUUGACAUUGUUUCAGAAACGAGUUCGUGUGUAUCCCAAUGGCCAAUCCUUAGAGAGAGCUAUUUAUGUCUGGGGCGGCUCCAUGCAGGAGAUUUUAGAUUCUGCCACUGCAAAACUUUCCUUUUGGAAACAAGCGAAGAUUGUCUACAAUCAGAAUGGAGACAGGGUAUUUCUGUUUGGUCUUACAGACAUUAAAUAAUUAUUGUUUUGUUUUCAAAUUAAAUAGAGAGAGAUAAUUUAGGGAGUAAUUAAAGCGAUAGAUGAAACAGUUAUCAAUAAAAUGGAGAUUGAUACUCUAUAUUUGUUUUUUUUUGUAAAAUAUUUGCCCAAUUUUUAGUUUACUCUACAGUUUCAAGCAAAAUAAAGAUAGAUGAAUUUAAAAUGUACUUUCCGUUUGAUAGAUUAAGUUUUUACUCUAUCAUUAUGUGUCAUUACUGUUGUGGACAGAUCCUUAACUUUGAUGACAUUGAACGUGACCAGCUCCUGUGUGUCUCCAUGGGAAAGUCUUUUAUGCAGCCAACCAAUGAGAAGCUGAACAUUGAGAUCAAGGCCAGCUGGGGACGUGCACGUAAACAGUAUGGUUCUAUGGCCACUGAUGUAGUGGUUGAUGUACAGAAAAAUCCCAAGGUUGACGUAAGUUCAACCAGUCGCUUUUUGUACUAUUAAAAUCGAAAAGCUGUAAUUCUUGAAAUAUAAGACAUUAAAUUUUUACUUUUUGUUCAAAUGAGGUUAAAGAUACAUUUUACAGACUGAAAGAAAAUCCAUUUGUUUUGAGUUGUUAAACUUAAAAUGUAAUAAUUGCAUAAUUUUUAUAGUUCACAGGGAUAAUUAAUUAAAUUUUGUAAAGCUUAACAAACACUUUUUCCUAUUUUGCUAUAAUAUUUCACUAAAUUUUAAUAUCUCCACUUUCUCUUGGGCAGGUUGAUCCAUUUGGGCCACCACUUUUAGCACUGCCUAUUGGUCCAGCACCUCGCUCAGAGGAGCUGCAACAAAUAACCUCUACCACUGAAAAGCAACAAAUUAUCUCUACACCUGAACACUACAGAUUAUCCAGAGAAGUUGUUACAUCAGUUACCAUGGAGACGAGUACUAAAGAAAUAACACACAUUUCUAAGAAAUAAAAUAGAUCUGCAAUUAAAAUUUUUUUUUUAUACUCUCUAAACAACUUUUUGGGCAGAAAUUUGUCAAAUAAAGCUGUUGGUGGUGUCAUCUCAUGCAUGCAGACAUACUGCACGUACAUAUAAUUUAUUAUUUCAUAAUAUAAUUACCAUAUGCCUAUUGGACACAUUAAAAUAUUUUAGCCAUACUUUUAAUGUUUUUUAGACAACCUGUAUUACAAAUUCUACUCUUUAUUCAAAUUCCAUUAAAAAAAAAAACAACUCAAUUUUUUUAUACCCUUAUUUGUAAUUAUUUCUCAGGUCUUUUUCCUCUCCUUUUCUCUGAUUGAGUGUUUAUUUCACUUCCUCAAACUACAAUAAGAAGACAAGAUUUUGGUAAAAUAAGAAAUAUGUAAUGCAUUUAUAAGAUCUAUAUCAAAUUGUGUUAAACUCUCUUUUUAAAUUUUUUUUUUUUGGUCAAGGUUUAACUGCUGUAAGAUUGAUAUGUUUGAUUUUAAUUUUCAGUGAUACAAUGUUGUGUUUUUUCUGUGCUACAAUGCUGUUUUUUUUCAGUGCUACAAUGCUGUGUUUGUUCUGUGCUACAGUGCUGCGUUAAAUAUCACUAUAACUUUAUUGUGUACAAAUAAAUUAAGUGAAGACAUGACCAACAUUAAAUAUCUGUGAUAAAUGUUGUAAAGAUGUAUUUAUUCUGUCAUAUAUUUUUAUAGUUAAAUUAAUCCUAUUAAGUACACCCAGCUGGCCAAUGUUGUUACUGUUAUUAUAAUUUUUUAAACUUUACAUUUUUGUAUUGCGGAUUGUUUCAAUAAAUAGUGGAACAAGAUAUCUUUCAGUUGCUUAAUAAACUUGCUGCUAAUUUUUUUUUUAAAACACCCUAAAUAAUAUAAAUUAGCAUUAUUUUCCAUUUACUUGUGAGGAAAUGAAAUACUUUAAUACUUUUUAUUGUUUUGAAUUAUUAAUGUACAAAAUUAUUGUUGUAAAAAUGUCAAGGUUUUAUAUUAAUAUAUUAUACAUAUUUACAAAGCAAUAAAACUAUCUAUGUUCAAAAAUGUUAAACAAUUUUUAUAAAAUAAUUUCUUUUAUAAACUAGACAUUUCCAUAUAAUCUGUUACUUGCAAAACAAUUACUAAACUGUUAAAAGAAAAAAUUUAGUCAAAAUGUACUUCAUGUCUUUUAAAUCAUAAUUAAAUUAUGAUGUAGUUUUUGCUAAUUGAUUUCAAUUUUGUUACAUUUAUUAGCAUUUCUGAUUGUCCAUAAAAAUUUUGCACCGAUUGACCUGAUAAAUAA